AUCAUUAUUGAUAUACUAAACCACAGGAUAUUUUAUUGACAAUGUGAAUGUUCCAUAUUUUCAACAAUGCUGAUUCCCUCUGAUAAAGAACAAGUUCCUUUUCUCUUUCCCUGUUAACUAUCAUUUGUUCCCCACUUCACAAACAUGGCUGUCUUCUUUCUUACCUCUGGCUCUCUGAGUCUUUUUCUUGCACUCACGUUGCUUUUCACUAACAUCGCCGCUCGAUCAGAAAAGAUUAGCGGCCCAGACUUUUCAUGCCCUGUUGACUCACCUCCUUCUUGUGAAACAUAUGUGACAUACACAGCUCAGUCUCCAAAUCUUCUGAGCCUGACAAACAUAUCUGAUAUAUUUGAUAUCAGUCCUUUGUCCAUUGCAAGAGCCAGUAACAUAGAUGCAGGGAAGGACAAGCUGGUUCCAGGCCAAGUCUUACUGGUACCUGUAACUUGCGGUUGCGCCGGAAACCACUCUUCUGCCAAUACCUCCUACCAAAUCCAGCUAGGUGAUAGCUACGACUUUGUUGCAACCACUUUAUAUGAGAACCUUACAAAUUGGAAUAUAGUACAAGCUUCAAACCCAGGGGUAAAUCCAUAUUUGUUGCCAGAGCGCGUCAAAGUAGUAUUCCCUUUAUUCUGCAGGUGCCCUUCAAAGAACCAGUUGAACAAAGGGAUUCAGUAUCUGAUUACUUAUGUGUGGAAGCCCAAUGACAAUGUUUCCCUUGUGAGUGCCAAGUUUGGUGCAUCCCCAGCGGACAUAUUGACUGAAAACCGCUACGGUCAAGACUUCACUGCUGCAACCAACCUUCCAAUUUUGAUCCCAGUGACACAGUUGCCAGAGCUUACUCAACCUUCUUCAAAUGGAAGGAAAAGCAGCAUUCAUCUUCUGGUUAUACUUGGUAUUACCCUGGGAUGCACGUUGCUAACUGCAGUUUUAACCGGGACCCUCGUAUAUGUAUACUGCCGCAGAAAGAAGGCUCUGAAUAGGACUGCUUCAUCAGCUGAGACUGCUGAUAAACUACUUUCUGGAGUUUCAGGCUAUGUAAGCAAGCCAAACGUGUAUGAAAUCGACGAGAUAAUGGAAGCUACGAAGGAUUUCAGCGAUGAGUGCAAGGUUGGGGAAUCAGUGUACAAGGCCAACAUAGAAGGUCGGGUUGUAGCGGUAAAGAAAAUCAAGGAAGGUGGUGCCAAUGAGGAACUGAAAAUUCUGCAGAAGGUAAAUCAUGGAAAUCUGGUGAAACUAAUGGGUGUCUCCUCAGGCUAUGAUGGAAACUGUUUCUUGGUUUAUGAAUAUGCUGAAAAUGGGUCUCUUGCUGAGUGGCUGUUCUCCAAGUCUUCAGGAACCCCAAACUCCCUUACAUGGUCUCAAAGGAUAAGCAUAGCAGUGGAUGUUGCUGUGGGUCUGCAAUACAUGCAUGAACAUACCUAUCCAAGAAUAAUACACAGGGACAUCACAACAAGUAAUAUCCUUCUCGACUCGAACUUCAAGGCCAAGAUAGCGAAUUUCGCCAUGGCCAGAACUUCGACCAACCCCAUGAUGCCAAAAAUCGAUGUCUUCGCUUUCGGGGUGCUUCUGAUAGAGUUGCUCACCGGAAGGAAAGCCAUGACAACCAAGGAGAACGGCGAGGUGGUUAUGCUGUGGAAGGAUAUGUGGGAGAUCUUUGACAUAGAAGAGAAUAGAGAGGAGAGGAUCAGAAAAUGGAUGGAUCCUAAUUUAGAGAGCUUUUAUCAUAUAGAUAAUGCUCUCAGCUUGGCAUCCUUAGCAGUGAAUUGCACAGCUGAUAAGUCUUUGUCUCGACCCUCCAUGGCUGAAAUUGUUCUUAGCCUCUCCUUUCUCACUCAACAAUCAUCUAACCCCACAUUAGAGAGAUCCUUGACUUCUUCUGGGUUAGAUGUAGAAGAUGAUGCUCAUAUUGUGACUUCCAUUACUGCACGUUAAGCAAGGGAAGACACUGGAAUUGAAUAUCAUAUGAUGGAGGAGUUGUCUGUUAA
This is a messenger RNA of Lotus japonicus, 1985 nucleotides long. Its product is annotated as serine/threonine receptor-like kinase NFP. Gene Ontology annotation, molecular function: ATP binding; protein kinase activity. The record is from RefSeq and is a predicted model, not a curated record. Gene Ontology annotation, biological process: protein phosphorylation. Bases 145 to 1932 code for a protein of 595 amino acids. The transcript has 2 exons. Lineage: Eukaryota; Viridiplantae; Streptophyta; Magnoliopsida; Fabales; Fabaceae.